AUGGAAAAUGGUGGGAGGAAUUGGGAGGAGAGGUUGGUGAAGGAGUAUUUUCAAGAAGCUGAAUGUGAACAGGUUUUGCAAAUUAGAACUCUUAAUCCAGAGGCUGAGGAUAGUCCAAAUAGAGAAGGCCAGCCUGACGAUCGACCGGAUCGACGUCUCAGACCGUCCGGCGUCCGGCGAUUCGGUGAUGGUAUUACUGUCGGCGGUUCUACAGAUCCAAUUUUUUCGGCUAUUACUCGGCAGAUCUCUCCGAGACUCCCGCGGCCAUCUCGCCGGAGUUUGGCAGAUCAGAAACCGAAUACACGGCCCGAAGCGGCGUUCCGUCGAGUUGCAGGGCGACGGGACUGUGGUGGCCGUGGCGAUUCUGUUGGUGGCGCUAGUUGCAAGGUGGCGACGACGUGCUCGAGUGGCUGGUUGCAGGGACUGGCUAUGCCGGCGGCGACGUCCUCGUCGACUGGCUGUGCCGGGGGUGGUGCAGCUGUGGAUGGAUCGUGGUCGUGUGUGUGUGUGUGUGUUUUCCCGACUGUGUGA
Messenger RNA from Striga asiatica, 531 nucleotides. Lineage: Eukaryota; Viridiplantae; Streptophyta; Magnoliopsida; Lamiales; Orobanchaceae. The record is from the annotation of a GenBank genome assembly.